UUGAAUUUACGAUGAUGGACUUUGUUGUUGCUUUUCCAAUGAACAAGAAUUGAUUUUAUGUCAUGUCACAGCCAAACAAAUGUUGGUCUGAUGAGCACAUCGAUGUGAUUUUUUACUACCUUCGUAAAAAAUUAAAACUUUGCAGCAUGGAUCAAUACAGAUACACAACAACCCACUGUUUGUUCAAGUCACAUGUAAAAAACUGUUAUGAUAGAUAUUACAUGGACGAUGAUGAUGAUAGUCUUACUACUCAAGAACAUAUUGAUCGCGCUUCAGUUGUAUCUGUACAUGAGAGGUCAAUUAUUAACAUCAUCAAAGGGUUUGGAAUACCAGCUGCUUUACCAUGACAUCUUGUAGAUGAGGUCUACAUCCCAAUUAACUGUGAUCAAGAAUUCCAUUGGGUGUUGGCUGUUGUUAAGUUGAAAAACACGUUGAUACGGGUUUUUCACUCAUCAAUUAGCACAAGGAAAAAAACAAUUCCUCAUGCGAUCAAGAUGUUGUCUAAAAUGCUUCCUUCAUACCUACUUGACAGUGGAUUUUUUGAAGAAAAUGAAUGCACAAAAUUUGCUGAUUGUCAUGCAUAUAAAGACAACAUUACUGGUUCACUUCUGGAUCCCCAAGUCCCUUUCAUGAUUGAAUUUGCACAAGACAUCCCUACACAGGAAAGCAAUAGCCUAGACUGUGGGUUAUAUGUUACUGCAUUUGCCGAGUAUAUCAGUGACCAAAUCAAUAUAUCAUAUGCUGAUUUUAGUCCUGAUUACCUGCGUCAAAGAUAUGGAGCAUUGCUGUGGAGUUAUGGAAGUGAGAAGGCUAUGUGCGGAUAUGUUAGUGACAAUGAUGAUCCACCAAAAUCCAAGGGCGUAGUCACACCACCACCAGAAGAAGAUUUAGUUCACAUAGUGUAGCAUU
Molecule: messenger RNA, 909 nt
Organism: Solanum lycopersicum (tomato)
Lineage: Eukaryota; Viridiplantae; Streptophyta; Magnoliopsida; Solanales; Solanaceae
Biological process (GO): proteolysis
Molecular function (GO): cysteine-type peptidase activity
Source: RefSeq, a predicted model, not a curated record